This is a messenger RNA of Penicillium soppii, 717 nucleotides long. RefSeq names its product GPALPP motifs-containing protein 1. The record is from RefSeq and is a predicted model, not a curated record. The transcript is spliced from 2 exons. The coding region runs from base 1 to 717 and encodes 238 amino acids. Lineage: Eukaryota; Fungi; Ascomycota; Eurotiomycetes; Eurotiales; Aspergillaceae.
AUGGUAUUCAAAGAUAAGCGGAAGUUUGACGAUGAAGCUCAAAAUACCAGUUCAACACCGAAGCAAAGGAAGGUGAUUGGACCUUCUCUCCCUCCUACAGCUCCGACAGCAGACGCAACAGAUAGCAGCGAGAGCGAUGACGAUUUCGGCCCAAGUCUGCCUCCUUCCGAUCUCUUGUCGGGCUCUAAUGGGCCUGAAGCCGAAGCUUCUGGUGUAAUUGAAGGGCCUAGUGUGACUGAAACGGCGGAAAAGGAGAACCAACGUGAUCAAUGGAUGUUACAACCUCCAACCCAAUCCGACUGGGCUUCCAAGAUCGACCCCACGCAACUACGGAGUCGCAAGUUCAAUACAGGAAAGUCAGCGACUGCAACCAAGAAGAUGGACUCAUCCUGGGUUGAGACCCCAGAAGAGCGAAUGAGGCGCCUACAGGAUGCAGUGAUGGGCAUCGGCGCCUCAAAGAAUCAAGCUCGGGGUGAGGUGGUAUCCAAUACAAAGUCAAAGGAAGACCAGAUUAGACGAUACAAUGAAAAGAAUAGGACAGUCAAACUGGGAAGCUCUGAGCAGGCUCAAAAAGAAGAUGACGAUCCUAGUGCACGGGCAUUUGACCGGGAGAAGGAUAUGGCUGUUUCUGGCAAAAUCUCUAGUGCACAGCGCCGGGAGAUGGUAAAGAAAGCUGCGGAUUAUGAUACACGUUUUACAAAGGGGAACUUCUUAUAG